GAUGACCAGUUAAAUGUAUUUGGAGAAGACACCGUGGGAGGCUUCAUGGAAGAUUUGAGGAAGUGUAAAAUUAUUUUCAUGAUUGGUGGCCCUGGCUCUGGCAAAGGCACACAGUGUGAAAAGCUGGUGGAAAAGUAUGGAUUUACACAUCUCUCGACUGGUGAACUCCUGCGUAAUGAGCUGGCAUCAGAAUCUGAAAGAAGCAAAUUGAUCAGAGACAUCAUGGAACGUGGAGAUAUGGUGCCCUCAGGUGUCGUUCUGGAGCUCCUGAAGGAGGCCAUGGUGUCCAGCCUCAGCAACACCCAGGGCUUCCUGAUCGACGGCUACCCUCGGGAAGUGAAGCAAGGGGAGGAGUUCGGACGCAGGAUUGGAGACCCACACUUGGUGAUCUGCAUGGACUGCUCGGCAGACACCAUGACCAACCGCCUUCUCCAGAGGAGCCAGAGCAGCCCGCGCAUGGACGACACCACCAAGGCCAUCGCCAAGCGCCUCGAGACCUACUACCGAGCAUCCAUCCCCGUGAUCGCCUACUAUGAGACAAAAACACAGCUACAGAAGAUAAAUGCAGAGGGAACACCAGAAGAAGUUUUUCUUCAACUCUGCAUUGCUAUUGACUCUAUUUUCUGAAAGCAAAAAUGCAUGUACGUUAAGGAGAGUGGAGACAGAGAAAAACAUUAAAAGGUUCAUCCCUUAAAAGUGUUUCAAGUUAAACCUUUUGUGUCCCCCUGAACCUGACAUCACUGUUUGCUUCCCAGCUAGACAUGUAUGAGAAAUAUGGAAAUCAUGCAUGGUGUAUUUGGGACUAUUGACUUUUCCUUCAUACUUCAGACAGCUGUCUGCACUCACAGCAUGCACACUUUUUAUCAUGUAGGUUGUACCUCAGAGCUAAGUCAGUAUGUAAACAGCAUUACAGUGCCGGUCUGUGUCAGUGGUGUCCCCAGGACUUGUUGGAGUCUGAUCGUUUGGUUCUACACUCAUCGUAUCAGUGAUGAGAGCAUCUCAUUAGUGAGCAUCUGUAACUUCCCAUCACAUCUUCCUUCCUCUCUCCAAAAUUUAUAUGCUGUUUCCAGAUGGGCAGCAAACCUGGGCAUCUUUAUCAGGUACCUGACUCUGUUUCCUCAACUACUGUCCACUAGUGGCUAAGAGCCAGAGAGUGGGUUGACUAGACAAUGCCAUGUACACCCUAUAGAGGCAUCAAGCAUGUCAAACUUGAAAGUAACUUUUUAAAAAGUGAAAUUAUAUAGCUUUUCCAAACAGCAAAAUCCAGGUUAGUCAUCAGAAACAUUCUCUAUUUUUAGGAAACUGGCUAUGUGUAAUACUAUCUUAAUGACUAAGAGAACAAAUUUGAUAGAUUGUAUAACCUAGUCUCUUCUCUACAUGGUGAUACAUUUCAGCAACUAUAAAUUAAUAUCAAUUACCAAAAGUAAUUUAAAAGCAUAAGAUGACUUGUUAUUUCAUUCAUUGGACAAAUAUCAACUUAGAAUUUUGAUUUUAAAUGAUCACCCAUUUACUUAUUGCCAAGCAAGUAUAAAAAAUACAAUAACAAAACUGAUGCAGGUGAGGGGCAUGUUAGUAAGCAAUGUUUGGCAGAUUCCAAUGUUGUAUUUGUCUCACAUGGGCCCUUUCCAGGACUUUGCAAACCAUACCAUUCCCAUAUGCAAGACCGUGUUUCCUUGCAUCAAACCAGUGAAGUUUGGGUUCUCUUUUGUGCAAUCAGUUGUCAAAUCAGAGCUUCUAAUAUAUUCUACUGGAAUAACUGCAUCUUCCACUCAAUCACUACAAACUACAUGGCUUCAGUUUGCAUGGAUUUUUCUUCAAUGUUUGUGCAGAUAAGGAUCUAUUUCUGGGAACAGAAUUGUAUUUUUAAAGUCUUUUUUUUUUUUUCUUGAAAUGGAUAUGUACAAAUAAAAAAAUGGAAGACAGGA
Galeopterus variegatus (Sunda flying lemur) is the source of this 1925-nucleotide messenger RNA. It is a transcript of the gene AK5, whose product is annotated as adenylate kinase 5. Gene Ontology annotation, cellular component: cytoplasm; cytosol. Gene Ontology annotation, biological process: ATP metabolic process; nucleoside triphosphate biosynthetic process. The record is from RefSeq and is a predicted model, not a curated record. The transcript has 6 exons. Lineage: Eukaryota; Metazoa; Chordata; Mammalia; Dermoptera; Cynocephalidae. Bases 46 to 627 code for a protein of 193 amino acids. Gene Ontology annotation, molecular function: AMP kinase activity; nucleoside diphosphate kinase activity; ATP binding.